Lotus japonicus is the source of this 807-nucleotide messenger RNA. RefSeq lists its product as uncharacterized. The record is from RefSeq and is a predicted model, not a curated record. Bases 1 to 807 code for a protein of 268 amino acids. Lineage: Eukaryota; Viridiplantae; Streptophyta; Magnoliopsida; Fabales; Fabaceae. The transcript has a single exon.
AUGGAGUGGAGGAUUGUGCCAGCAAGGGAGAGAGCAGGAGGCUUACUAUGUGUGUGGAAAGCUAGUAUUUUUAGUCUAGAGGAGUGUGUGCCGGGGGAGGGUUUUCUCUGGCUCCGAGGUAAAUGGAAGGAAGUGGAUAGUGUUAUUGUAAAUGUGUACAGUCUGUAUGUGUUGGGAGAGAAGAGAAAGCUCAGGGAAAACUUGAGAGAGUUGAGAAGGAGGUAUGUCGAUUUACCUUGGUGCCUUGUAGGAGACUUCAAUUCUGUGAGAAGGGUAGAGGAGAGAAGGGGGAUCCGUGGUGAGGAUGUGUCAGGAGCUAGUGAAAUGGAGGAGUUCAAUGGGUUCAUUGACGCUAUGGAGCUGGAUGAUAUUCCAGCGGUGGGGCGGAAAUUCACUUGGACAAGACCAAACGGUAAGGCAAGUAGUCGUCUAGACAGAUUUUUGGUGUCUUACCCUUGGAGCUUGACCUGGCCUGAGUGUGCUCAAUAUGUCCUUCAAAGGGAUGUCUCGAACCACUGUCCCUUAGUCUUGAAGUGCUCUCACGUGGAUUGGGGUCCUAAACCUUUCAAGACUAGGAAUUGUUGGUUGCUCGAUCCCUCUUUUGGAGAGUUUGUUUCUUCAUCUUGGUCCAAUCUUUCCAUUAAAGGGUGGGGAGCUUUUGUUUUUAAAGAAAAACUGAAGUUGCUAAAACAUGAGUUGAAACAAUGGAACAAGGAGAAAGUGGGGGACUUGGACAGAAAAUGUAAAGAAUUGGUGAAGAGCAUCAAUGUGUUGGAUCUAAAGGCGGAAGAGGGGGGGUCUAAUUGA